This is a messenger RNA of Ipomoea nil (Japanese morning glory), 825 nucleotides long. RefSeq lists its product as uncharacterized. The record is from RefSeq and is a predicted model, not a curated record. The coding region runs from base 121 to 657 and encodes 178 amino acids. The transcript is spliced from 3 exons. NCBI's taxonomy places the organism in Eukaryota, Viridiplantae, Streptophyta, Magnoliopsida, Solanales, Convolvulaceae.
CUCCGGUAAUAGUAAUUGGCGUGUUCUUCUAGGACCUCCGGCCUCAGUGACAGGGUAGCAGCGUGGUAGAAGAUUGGUGGGGAAAGACGAACAGUAAAUCGAGCAGAGAGAGAGAGAGAGAUGUCACUAGUGGAUUAUGAAUCUUCUGAUGAAGAAGAAGAUACAGAGUUACAAGAACCAUUGAGAGAACAAAACCAGCAAAAAGAAGUGAAAGCAGCCGCCUCACAAUCCCCAGCUGCUCCAAGAGAGGUCCCACCCCCUUCUCGGAUCGAGAGCAAACAAGCAGAGCCGUUUUCAAAGAAGCAAAAAUUGGAAUUCUCCCAUCCAUCGCAACCAUCUGAGUUGAAACUUCCUGAUGCUUCAUUCCUCUUGAAUUCGCCUUCAUUGCCAGCUAAUCUUGAUCGUGCAUCUGACCAUUCAUCUCGGGUGGCAGCAGCCAUGGCUGAAAACGCAACAAAGAAGAGAGACUUAAGUGGGCCAGCAUCCAGCAGCUAUCCACGCAGUAAAGUCCCAAAAGGUCCAUUGCCCCAUACGAAGAAUUUUCCUGACACUGUAGGUGGUCAUCUACUUCCCCCUCAACUUGCUGGAAGGAGCAAUGUCGUCACAGAAGACAUAAGCAAGCUGUUUGUAAGAAAGCAAGCCAACUCUUCAUCUUAGUUGAUGAACAAAAUCGGCUAGAGUUUAUACGACUUGUAGAAAAAUGCUCUUGUUCAUCUUGUAGUUGGUUUAUGUACUACAAUACUGGCAAUUGAUUUCACAUUCACUAUGCAUUUUGUUGCAUACAAUUUGCAUCUAAAGUCAGUUUGAAAUGAUUGUUGUUCAAUU